Molecule: messenger RNA, 1515 nt
Organism: Fusarium verticillioides 7600
Lineage: Eukaryota; Fungi; Ascomycota; Sordariomycetes; Hypocreales; Nectriaceae
Exons: 4
Coding region: 1-1515 (504 amino acids)
Molecular function (GO): oxidoreductase activity, acting on paired donors, with incorporation or reduction of molecular oxygen; heme binding; iron ion binding
Source: RefSeq, a predicted model, not a curated record
AUGGCGUCUCUCAGCUACGUCCUCUCCCUGCUGCAGGGUGUUCCAAUCGCCGCCCAAGUCCUCACAAUCAUUGCAGCCAUCCCGUUAGCGAUAUAUGCGUACGACUGGCUUCGCAAAGAGAGGCUUUUCCCUGGAUAUCCACUCAUUUCUCUGGAUGGAAAGACACCGGAGGAGAGCUGGAUCAACUUCCCAAAGGAAACUCUUGUCAAAGGAGCUCAGCUAUGCCCGGAUUCACCGUUUCAAAUCGCCAGCUACACCGGCCCCAAACUGAUUCUCCCCCAAAAGUAUGCUGAAGAAGUUCGCGUCGCAGAAAAUGCUCAUUUCACAAAGUCUGUUACUGCCGACCUCCCAUGGUCACUCCCCGGCUUCAAAGCGUUCCAACUGCAGCACGACCACGAUCGAGUCCUCCCGACUGUCGUUCGCACCAAGCUUUCACUUUCUCUGAACCAACUUACAAAGGGAAUCGUGGAAGAGACCCUCUCAGUCAUUGAGGAUCUAUUCGGUGAGCAGACACGGGGAGGAGAAUGGCAGACAAUCUCCAUCCGAGGGGCAGCGAUGCAGAUCGUCGCUCAGAAUACUCUUCGUAUCAUGGUGGGCGAGAAACUAUGCCGCGACCCGGAACUGAUCGACAUCCACACCAGACAUGCUGGCGCCAUCUUUGCUGCCGGUAGUGAGAUUCGAGCAUUCCCUACUGCGCUCUGGCCCAUCGUCCACUGGUUCUUACCUCUGCCCCAGCAGCUCCGUAAGCAGCUGAAGCGUGCGGAGGAAAUCAUGGGCCAGGAGGUGCGACGGCGUGAACAGGAGGCGAGGACGGCGAUAGCGUCUGGCAAAAAGAUGGCCAAGUUUGGUGACUCUGUGGCAUGGCAUGUGGAUGUGCCCACCAGCUUGGGAGUCAAGGAUUACGAUCAGACCGCCGGCCAGUUGGCGUUCACCAUGGCCGCUCUUCACAAUACCAGCACACAACUCGGCGGAGUCAUGUGGGAGCUUUGCGAACACCCCGAAUGGAUUGACAUCCUCCGUAAAGAGGUCAUUUCUCUGGUGACCGAAAUGGGAUGGACCCGACAAACUCUUGCCAAGAUGGACCUCAUGGACGCUUUCUUCAAGGAGACUCAGACAUAUAUCCGCAAGGACUUGGUAUUCCACGAUGGCCUCACGAUCCCCAAAGGUCGUCGAUUCUUUCUCAUGCCCCUCAUCCGCAUCGACAAACAAGGAGAAUUUGACCCGUACAGAUGGGUCAAGAGGCGUGAGACGUCUGAUGACCCCAAGGGUCUCCUCUUUGUUGCUGCGGGCCUGGAGAGCCAGACUUUUGGACUGGGGAAACAUGCUUGUCCUGGACGCUUCUUCGCCCAUGACGAAAUGAAGGUUGCCACUGCCCUUCUGAUCCUCAAGUACGACUGGCGAAAGCUCCCUACCACGCCCAAGCCUUACUUUGGAGCAAAGGAAGACGUCGCCGUUUUCCCGGAUGGCGUUGAGUUGGAGAUCAAAGCCAGAAAGCCAGAGGUGGAUCUUUCAUGA